Messenger RNA from Symbiodinium necroappetens, 2304 nucleotides. NCBI's taxonomy places the organism in Eukaryota, Dinophyceae, Suessiales, Symbiodiniaceae. The record is from the annotation of a GenBank genome assembly.
AUGGCACCCCGUGGACGGGGUCGGUGUCCACACCGGAUGCUACCCCUCUGGACUGGUGCUGCCGAACUGGAAGCUGGAUGUUCUCCGCUUCUCUUCGUGGCGGUGCCUCCAUGUCCUGCGCUGCCAAGCUCGCAAGGGAGCUCUCCUACACUCCUGCAAGCUUCCUGCACAUUGGCCUUGAGCAGAACAGCGGAUGCCUUGAGCCUGCAACUUGCUGGAGAAGAUGAGAAGCGCUUCAACAUAUUGGCACUGCCCACGGCAGCUCUUGUUCUGCUACAGCUGGCAUCAGCCGUGACGGAGUGGAGCGAUUCCUGCCAGAUCCUCAGAUAUGCCUUGGCAUUUUGCAGGACGAAGACGCUGCUUUGGCGAGCCCUUAUGGCAGGGCAGAAGUUUGCCGCCCUGGAUGCAGCCGAUCCGAGCUUCUGGUUCGAUUCGAGUGAGGGCCCGAGGAAGGAAUCGGCUCUGGGCAAGUCCGGAGAGCUCUGCCGAGCUCCUCUGAGGCCAGGAGAGCUUCGCCAUCGCAUGGUGCGCCUGAGGCACGCGGUCGGCUGUGAUCACUUCUCUUCUUUGCAGCUGCUUUACAUGUCGGUCCAUGUAGGUAUUCAGCAGAAUUCUGAUACACUUGACCAGCCUUUCGCUUUGUUGUGCCGCACGGACGUGAGAUGCCUCGCUUUUGACAGGUUGAUGCAGCUCUGGCUCGUCUCUUACCAGAUCAAGUUGCUUCCUGAGCGUUCACACGUGGAUGCGGUCGGAGCACGUUUCGUGUGGCAGCAGCGUGGGCUUCCGAAAAGUGGCUGCCAGAGGUGGAGCCUGUUCGAUGGCAACAAGGCCUGUGAAGUGCACCGUUGGCGCAUUCGCGCUUCCUGGCAUUUGCAGCGGAGCGUGCGCCUGCUUCCGCCCAGCAUCUUGGAGGCGAGAUCCCAGCGUUGCUGCAGCUCAUUGUUGAAUGUGAUGAUGAUGACAUUGGCCACCUCGCUUUCAGAAUCUGCUGCAGGGCUUUUGGGGCAAGCGGCAGAACUGGGAGAAGAUGCGACAAAGUCAUCUGCUACCUUACUGCUGCAGGCCUUGAAGGCGGCAAACGAGCAACUCAGCCGAGCAGAGGAUCUAGCCGAUGCGGCAGGCUACAAGGCGUCGGUACAUUUUGCUCAUUGCGAUGUUUACCGGCCAGCACGUCAUGGAGGCAGCGGCAGCGCUGGCCCAGGCAAGCAGAGGACCAUGAGCAUUGGGAUCGAGCUUCGGAUGACAUCAGAUGACCAUGGUAACAAUGAUGAAUCGGUUGCCCCUCCAUUCAUGUCGGAAGGAGGGCAGGUCAAAGUGAGCGCAAUGUUUUUGAGGAUUGGAUUGUCGAUGCUGUUCGUCGAGGCUGAUGUGAUCCAGAGCCGCGGCCUCGGCACAAGCACAGACCGUUUGCUGGAGGAGGAAGAAGAGGAGGAGGAGUUGUCACUGAGCGACGGCCAGGGUGUGAUGCUUCUGGUGGGUCGACUUGGGGACCAAGCUGUGGCAGAGACGUAUGCCAACGGCUGCAUCGAUUCCGUGGUCGAGCCUGACGCGGCGACAGUGCUGGCACUAAUGACAAGUGGAGCUCUCCAGGCAGCCGUCGAUCGCCUUCGACUGCUACCUCCUCCGGACGUCUCGGAGGAGCAACGUCGUCAAGUUGUCCUCGACAUGCUUGGGCAAGCCGUCCAAUUGCUUCCCGGAGAAGGAGCCUCAGCUGCCAGCACAGUCGGCGCUUGUGUAGACCGGCAAUGCGCCAUGCUGUCCGCCCAAGCGCACCUGGCUUUGAGCAAGGUCCAUGCUGGCGUGGAAACGUGCAGCUUGGCUUGUCACGACAGGCAGAGCCGACAGCCUCACAAGACGGCACCCUGGCAUCUGGACAGAGUGCGGUCUGCUUUGCAUAGAGCCUCGGAGCCUGUUCGGCUGGAAGAUCAAACUGUGGUGACUGCAAUGCUGAUUCAGGUCCAUCUGCUUCAUGCUAGCUUCAUCAGCCUCGGGCACGUGCCGACCAAGAAGAGGCAACACGAGCGCAGUCUCGAAGAACUGCUGGCCGCAAGCCGCCUCGCUGCCAGUGAAGAUGGUGCGAGUGGAGUAGCAGGUGAUCGCAUGCUGCCCUUACGGCUGAAGACUGUGUGGAAGAAGAUCAAGACCUUGGUGCUUGACCAGGUGCGCCACGUGCUGCGGUUGCUGUGUACAGGAAAGCCUUCAAGUUCCAACGAAGGAUGGAAGAGCCUUUAUCGAUUUGCACUCAAGCUCGAGCCGCAUCAACUUUCCGAGUUGGUCAGUGCCUACGACAAGACCCCAAUCUGA